Molecule: messenger RNA, 1003 nt
Organism: Gekko japonicus
Lineage: Eukaryota; Metazoa; Chordata; Lepidosauria; Squamata; Gekkonidae
Product: platelet-derived growth factor receptor-like protein
Exons: 5
Source: RefSeq, a predicted model, not a curated record
ACUCGUAUGGUGGCAAAGGGGCAAUUCCAGAAAGUGGCUGAGUCCUUGGUGCUAAGAGCGGGGCAAACCCUGGACCUGCGCUGCAAAGGAAAAGCUGUCAAAUGGAGAUACCCCGUCUACCUUGAGGAAGAUGAUGAGAGGCGUCUCCGGAUCAAGGACUUUGAAAGGCACAGUCAGCUCGUUGUUGUCAACUCCACUGCUGCAGACACCGGCGAGUAUAGCUGUUGGUCCUUGCAGUGCCUGGAUAGUGAGUGUCGUGACGGGGAGAACCGAAUGGGCAAAACAUUCAUCUUCUUCACAGACCCACAGGAGCUAUUUGUGCCCACAGAAGAUUACUACGAAGUGAUACAACUGCGCACCAACCACCCCACCCUUCUGCCCUGCCAGGUGACCAACCCGCUUGCCAAAGUUACAUUGCACCGGGAAUUUCCACCGGAGAAAGUUGCUGUGGAUGGGAUAGACAUCUCCUUUGAUGUGAAGAAAGGGUUCACAAUCCACCGCCCUCAGCCAUCCCUCGCAGGCUCUCUCUUCUGCAUGGCAAAUGUGAAUGGAUUACGGCAGAUCUCCACCAAAUACAUGCUGAUUUAUGUGAACUAUCCCUCCUCGGUUCCCAAACCAGCUAUCAGACCCUCAGUAGUGUCUAUUCAGGCUGGAGACAAUUUCAAUGUCACUUGCACAGUGUUCGGGGAACCGGAAAUUACUGUAGAUUUCACUUGGGAAUAUCCAGGACAACAAAUUGGUAGACCGCCGUAUAUCCAUGAACGCACAGACUUGGCAAGACGUGGUGGGCAGGUGCAGCAAGAAUCUGAGAGCAUCCUCUACAUUGAUGAAGCCCGUGCUGUAGAUGAUGGGUUGUACACUUGCAUUGCCGAGAAUCUGCAGGGCUCCACCAGAGUAUCUACUCGUGUCCGCGUGCUCCCAGGCACACCAGCUCCCAAGAAGACAAAGUCUGGGUAACCAUGCCUUGGCCUGUAGAAAGUCUCAGGUUCUGCUGGAAAUAAAA